AUGCAUCCAGUUGUGUGGGCAGCAGUGCUUGCUUACUUGCUUGUGAUCUUCAACAGCAAGUUGCUGCUGAAAUGCAAAUUGGAGAUCAAGAAAAAGAUAGACAUGGAUUCUACAGACAAGAAGCUACAGAAAAGCUACUUCGACGUAUUGGGACUUUGUUGUUCGUCCGAAAUUCAACUGAUCGAAAACAUCGUUAAAUCGUUAGAUGGUGUCAAAGAUUUCACGGUGGUAGUUCCUACAAAGACAUUGAUUGUUGUUCACGACUCUCUCCUCGUUUCCCAGAUUCAAAUAGUUAAGGCACUGAAUCGAGCAAGAUUAGAGGCGAAUGUUCGAGUGUCUGGUGAGACAAACCAUAAGCACAAAUGGCCAAGCACAUAUACAAUUGCUAGUGGUGUAUUACUUUUGCUGUCGUUUUGUAAGUAUUUCUACAGCCCUCUUCGAUGGUUAGCUGUCGGAGCGAUUGUUGUCGGGAUCCCACAAAUUAUGCUCAAGGCGUUUGCAGCGAUUCGUAAUCUCACAUUUGAUAUCAACAUCCUUGUUCUUAUUACAGUUGCUGGAUCAAUUGCCCUGCAAGAUUACUGGGAGGCUGGAACUGUCGUUUUUCUGUUUACAGUAUCCCAAUGGCUCGAAUCGAGGGCUAGUUAUAAGGCCACUGCUGUUAUGUCGUCGUUAGUUAGUAUGGUACCGCAAAGAGCUGUCUUAGCUGAGACCGGUCAAGAAGUCAACGCGGAUGAAGUUCCUUUGAACACCGUUUUAGCUGUGAAGGCGGGCGAAACUAUUCCAAUUGACGGAGUUGUUGUGCAAGGCAACUGUGAAGUUGAUGAGAAAACUCUGACCGGAGAAUCCUUUCCCGUGUCCAAACAAAAGGACUCCCCUGUUUGGGCGGGAACGAUAAAUAUCAACGGAUACAUAAGCGUUAAAACGACCGCUGUGGCGGAAGAUUCAGUGGUGGCUAGAAUUGCAAGGAUUGUAGAAGAUGCUCAAAUCAAGAAAUCGAAAACUCAGAGAUUUAUGGACAGGUGUGCCAAGUACUACACACCAGCAAUAGUGGUGAUAUCGGCUUCGAUAGCCGUAGUCCCUCUGGUAUUCCAACUCGGAAACAAGAAAGAAUGGUUCCACUUGGCUCUUGUUGUCUUAGUGACAGCAUGUCCGUGCGCGCUUCUCCUUUCGACACCUGUCGCCAUGUUCUGUGCGCUAUCGAAAGCAGCAACUUUAGGUGUUCUGUUUAAAGGAGCAGAGCAUCUCGAAACUCUUUCUGGGAUAAAGAUCAUGGCCUUUGAUAAAACUGGAACCAUAACUAGGGGAGAAUUUCUCGUCGUUGAUUUCAAAUCUCUCCACAACGAUGUCAGCUUCAAUACGCUCCUACAUUGGAUUUCGAGCAUAGAGUGCAAAUCAAGCCAUCCAAUGGCAGCUGCACUAGUGGACUUUGCGAGAGCACGUGGAAUCGAGGCGAAACCCGACAUAGUUGAGGAAUUCGAGAAUUUCCCAGGUGAAGGGAUUUAUGGCAAAAUUGAAGAUAACGAGAUACACAUCGGAAACAAGAAGAUUGUUUCGAGAGCAGGGUGUAAUGCAGUUCCGACAUUAGAAGGUUACGAGACAGAUCAAGGAGUGUCGGUCGGUUACGUCUUCUUAGGGUCAUGUCCAGCUGGCAUUUUCUCUCUCUCCGACACAUGUCGAACCGGAGCAAAGGAAGCAAUUCAUGAACUGAACUCAUUAGGCAUCAAAACCGUCAUGCUGACCGGAGAUUCACACGGAGCCGCCAUGCGUGCACAAGACCAGUUAGGAGGAGGUUUAGAGGCAAUUCACUCAGAGCUUCUACCGGAGGGAAAAUCAAGAAUCAUCAAAGAGCUGCAGGCGGUGGGCCCCACAGCCAUGAUUGGAGACGGCAUAAACGAUGCUCCAGCACUAGCCACAGCGGAGAUAGGAAUCUCGAUGGGGGUAUCUGGAUCGGCGCUUGCAAUGGAAUCAGGCGAUGUUGUUCUAUUCUCGAACGACAUUCGGAAAAUACCGAAAGCUUAUCGUAUUGCGAAGAAAGUGAAGCGUAAGAUUAUCGAGAAUGUCGUAAUAUCGAUGGUGACAAAAGUUGGGGUGUUGGGGUUAGCCGUGGCCGGUCAUCCACUUGUUUGGGUUGCUGUGUUGACCGAUGUCGGGACAUGCUUGCUGGUCAUCUUCAACAGCAUGAUGUUGCUUAAGGAGGAAGAAACGACUCCUGUACGAGAAAAAGUACGAGGAGGUAACAAUAAGGACAUCGUUAAUAGUAAGCCUAGUACUGCAGUAACUACUACUGUUCCAACAAAUGUGGAAAAGAAGAGCUGCGCUCGUAAGUGCUGUGGUGCUGAGUCGAAGCAGAAGCCUGAGAUUGAAGAGCCUUUGCUAGUUACAUGCGAAUAAUGCCGGUUUCUGGCGAAAACAUUAAUUAAAUCGUUUUUCUUUGUUGUUGUUGUUGCUGCUGCUGCUGCUGCUGCUGUCGAAUUUCACAACGUACGGGCUCUCUUAUAAUCGAUCAUUAAUUCUCUAUGUUGUAUGUAUCAUAUAAUAAAAUUGGUGGUUAUAAAAUUGAUGUGUCUAAAGAAAGAUCACUCAAAAAUAACAAUAAAGGGAAAAUAUUGUUACUUUAGACCAAAAAUACGAGGGAAAAAAUGAA
Messenger RNA from Erythranthe guttata (spotted monkey flower), 2644 nucleotides. RefSeq names its product cadmium/zinc-transporting ATPase HMA2. Lineage: Eukaryota; Viridiplantae; Streptophyta; Magnoliopsida; Lamiales; Phrymaceae. The record is from RefSeq and is a predicted model, not a curated record. Gene Ontology annotation, cellular component: membrane. Gene Ontology annotation, molecular function: ATPase-coupled monoatomic cation transmembrane transporter activity; ATP binding; ATP hydrolysis activity. Gene Ontology annotation, biological process: monoatomic cation transport; transmembrane transport.